GUCCACUAUCCGCAAGGAGAAGAUUAAAGGACUUACCUGAAGACAAAAUAUUCUGCAAUUCAUCAGAUACAGGACAAAAGUUACUCUUGCUAUUAGCAAUUAAAGAUGAUGUUGUCGUGGAAACAGUUGAUCCUGCUUUCAUUCAUUGGCUCCUUAAGAGGUGAUGUUACUUUACAAGGUCCGGUGUUCAUUAGAGAGCCGAGCAACAGCAUUUUCCCGGUUGGUUCCGAGGAGAAAAAAAUUACUUUGAAUUGUGAAGCCAAAGGCAACCCUUCACCUCAUUACAGAUGGCAGCUCAAUGGAAGUGACAUUGACCUAAGUAUGGAAUAUCGUUAUAAACUCAGUGGAGGAAAUCUUGUGGUGAUUAAUCCGAACAGAAAUCGAGACACUGGUACUUAUCAAUGUUUUGCAUCAAAUUCUCUUGGAACAGUGGUCAGUAAAGAAGCAAAACUCCAGUUUGCCUAUCUUGAAAACUUUAAAACUCAAAUGAGAAGCACAGUAUCAGUGCGAGAAGGACAGGGAGUCGUGCUGCUCUGUGGUCCUCCCCCUCACUCUGGAGAACUUUCAUAUGCUUGGAUCUUCAAUGAAUACCCAUCAUUUGUGCAAGAAGAUAGUCGGCGAUUUGUUUCUCAGGAGACAGGACACCUGUACAUAGCCAAAGUGGAACCAUCUGAUGUGGGAAAUUACACCUGUGUUGUGACUAGUACUGUUACAAACAACAGAGUACUAGGUUCUCCCACUCCUUUGGUGUUACGCACAGACGGUGUGAUGGGUGAAUAUGAACCCAAAAUAGAAGUUCAAUUUCCAGAAAGUCUUCCAGCAGCCAAGGGUUCAACAGUGAAGUUGGAAUGCUUUGCCCUUGGAAACCCAGUGCCUCAGAUCAGCUGGAGAAGAAGUGAUGGAUUGCCAUUUUCCAGUAAAAUUAAAAUGAGGAAAUCAAAUGGCAUGCUGGAAAUCCCAAAUUUUCAGCAGGAGGAUGCUGGUUUAUAUGAAUGUAUUGCUGAAAAUUCAAGGGGGAAAAAUGUUGCUAGAGGACGUCUUACUUACUAUGCAAAACCUCACUGGGUUCAGAUGAUAAAGGAUGUAGAAGCUGCCGUGGAGGACAAUUUGUACUGGGAAUGCCGGGCAAGUGGUAAACCUAAGCCAUCCUACAGAUGGCUGAAGAACGGAGAUGGCCUGGUGGUGGAGGAGAGAGUACAGCUAGAAAAUGGGGCCCUUUCAAUAGCAGACCUAAACGUGAAUGAUUCUGGCAUGUACCAGUGCAUAGCAGAAAACAAACAUGGGCUCGUCUAUUCCAGCGCGGAACUCAAAGUUGUUGCGUCUGCUCCAGACUUUUCUAAGAACCCAAUGAAGAAGCUGAUUCAGGUUCAAAUAGGCAGCCUGGUUAUAUUUGAUUGUAAACCAAAGGCAUCUCCCAAGGCACAUUGCUCCUGGAAGAAAGGAGAUGAGGUCCUGCAAUCAAGUGAAAGGAUAACUAUUUUAAAGGAUGGAGGACUCCAGAUAGCCAAUGUCACUAAAUUGGAUGUUGGGACUUACACUUGCCUGGCCGAGAACCAGUUUGGGAAAGCGAGCAGCUCCAUGAACUUAGUAGUUACAGAGCCCACAAGAAUAACAUUGGCCCCCUCCAACAUGGAUGUUUCUGUUGGAGAAAGUGUAAUCCUGCCUUGUCAAGUUGAGCAUGAUCCCCUUUUAGAUAUUGUGUUUACUUGGUAUUUUAAUGGAGCCAUCACAGAUUUCAAAAAAGAUGGAUCUCAUUUUGAGAAAGUAGGUGGGAGUUCUUCAGGUGAUUUGAUGAUUCGGAACAUUCAGCUGAAACAUAGUGGGAAAUAUGUUUGUAUGGUGCAAACAGAAGUAGACAGUGUUUCAUCUGCAGCAGAGCUGAUAGUAAGAGGCUCUCCUGGGCCACCAGAAAGUGUGAAGGUAGAUGAAAUAACAGACACCACAGCCCAACUGUCCUGGAAAGAAGGUACGGACAACCAUAGUCCGGUCACAUCAUAUGUCAUUCAAGCUCGGACACCUUUCUCAGUGGGCUGGCAAAUAGUCACAACAGUGCCUGAUAUCAUCGAUGGAAAAACAUUCACAGCCACAGUGGUGGACUUAAAUCCUUGGGUGGAAUAUGAAUUCCGUGUUGUAGCCAAUAACAAAAUUGGAGGUGGGGAACCAAGUUUGCCCUCAGAAAAAGUAAGAACUGAAGAGGCAGUUCCAGAAGUACCCCCUUCAGAAGUAAGUGGGGGAGGUGGCAGUCGGUCGGAACUGGUUAUAACUUGGGAUCCAGUCCCUGAGGAAUUACAGAAUGGAGAAGGUUUUGGCUAUGUUGUUGCCUUCAGACCUCUUGGUAUUACAACAUGGAUCCAGACAGUGGUUACAUCUCCUGAUACCCCGAGAUAUGUCUUUAGGAAUGAAAGUAUCCUUUCUUUUUCACCCUAUGAAGUAAAAGUUGGUGUAUAUAAUAACAAAGGCGAAGGGCCAUUCAGCCCAGUGACAACUGUUUUCUCUGCUGAGGAAGAACCUACAGUAGCUCCAUCUCACGUCUUGGCCAAUAGCCUCUCAUCAUCAAUAAUCGAAGUUUCCUGGGAUGCCAUUCCUUGGAAAAUGAGCAGUGGACGAUUACUGGGUUAUGAGAUUCGGUACUGGAAUAAUGGAGGCAAAGAAGACUCCUCCAACAGAAUAAAAGUCAUGGGGAAUGAGACAUCGGCCAGACUUCAGGGUCUGCAGAGCAACUUAGUAUAUUAUACCGCUGUCCGAGCAUACAACAGUGCUGGGACGGGGCCUUUCAGUGCUACAGUGAAUGCAACCACAAAGAAAAUGCCUCCUAGUCAACCACCAGGGAAUAUUGUCUGGAAUGCCACGGAGUCUAAGGUGUUAAUUAAUUGGGAACAAGUCAAAGCUAUGGACAAUGAAUCAGAAGUAACUGGAUAUAAAGUAUUUUACAGGACAAGCAGCCAAAAUAAUAUGAACAUACUGCACACCAAUAAAACAUCAGCCGAACUUUUGCUGCCUAUUAAUGAGGACUAUAUUAUUGAGGUAAAGGCAUCGACAGAUGGCGGCGAUGGAACUAGUAGUGAGCAGAUCAGGAUCCCGAGGAUAACAAGUAUGGAUGCAAGAGGGUCUAGUUCAACAGUCUGGAAUGCUUAUCCAUUCUUAUCAAGCUGCAUCACCAUAUUUCCCAUAUUUCUUGUGAAGACUCUUUGGUGAUACUGAUUUUCAUUCGCUAAGAAAUUGAUUGGUUACACCGCCCCCCUACCUUUAAAAAAGUGCU
Messenger RNA from Vombatus ursinus (common wombat), 3259 nucleotides. It is a transcript of the gene CNTN3, whose product is annotated as contactin 3. The coding region runs from base 106 to 3195 and encodes 1029 amino acids. Gene Ontology annotation, molecular function: cell-cell adhesion mediator activity. Gene Ontology annotation, biological process: cell-cell adhesion; brain development. The record is from RefSeq and is a predicted model, not a curated record. NCBI's taxonomy places the organism in Eukaryota, Metazoa, Chordata, Mammalia, Diprotodontia, Vombatidae. The transcript has 23 exons.